AUGGCGUCCACCGAUAUCGUCACCCGGGAGCUUGAGAACCCUAUUGAUGUCGCCGAGUACCUCUUCCGACGUCUCCGCGAAGUCGGAAUUCGUUCGGUGCACGGCGUGCCUGGUGAUUACAACCUUUCGGCUUUGGACUAUCUGCCGGGAUGUGACCUCCACUGGGUUGGAAACUGCAACGAGCUUAAUGCCGGUUAUGCCGCUGACGGAUACGCUCGUGUGAACGGAAUAAGUGCCAUUGUCACCACAUUUGGUGUUGGAGAGCUGUCUGCGCUCAACGCCAUCGCUGGCUCGUACUCCGAAUUCGUCCCCGUCGUUCAUAUCGUUGGCCAGCCCACCACCCAAUCCCAGAAAGAUGGAAUGCUGCUACACCAUACUCUCGGUAACGGCGACUACAACGUGUUCAGCAAGAUGAGCGCUGGGAUCUCUUGCUUUGUCGCUCAUUUGAAUGACCAACAUGACGCCGCUACUCUUAUUGACAGUGCCAUUCGCGAAUGCUGGAUUCGCAGUCGCCCGGUCUACAUUACCUUGCCCACCGAUAUGGUCGCCACUAAGGUCAAUGGUGAUCGCCUAAGGACGCCGAUUGACCUGUCCCUGCCUAAGAAUGACCCGGAGAAGGAGGAUUACGUUGUUGAUGUCGUCUUGAAGUAUCUCCAUGCUGCCAAGAACCCUAUCAUCUUGGUCGAUGCCUGUGCCAUUCGUCACCGGGCACUUGAUGAGGUGCACGAACUCGUUGAAAAGUCUGGUCUGCCAACUUUUGUGACCCCUAUGGGCAAGGGAGCCGUUGACGAGACACACAAGAACUUCGGAGGUGUUUAUGCCGGAAACGGCUCCAACCCUGGCGUCAGCGAGGCUGUUGAGGCAUCCGAUCUCAUCUUGAGCAUUGGUGCUAUCAAGUCCGAUUUCAAUACUACCGGUUUCACCUAUCGCAUUGGACAGCUUAACACCAUUGACUUCCACAGCACCUAUGUGCGGGUCCGUUACUCUGAAUACCCCGAUACCAAUAUGAAGGGUGUCUUGCGCAAGGUGGUACAACAGAUGAAGCCUUUAAAUCCUGCUUCUAUUCCUUCACUCACGAACCAGCUGUCCCCUCGCGAGCAAGCCUCGUCCGAUCAAACUAUCACUCACAACUGGCUGUGGUCGAUUGUUGGACAGUGGCUGAAGCCAAAGGAUGUGGUCAUCACGGAGACUGGAACUGCUAAUUUCGGUAUCUGGGACACCCGCUUCCCUUCCAACGUUACUGCCAUUAGUCAGGUCCUCUGGGGUAGCAUUGGUUAUUCCAUGGGAGCCUGCCAGGGCGCCGCGCUUGCUGCAAAGGAACAGAAGAAUCGCCGAACCAUUCUCUUCAUUGGCGAUGGAAGUAUCCAAUUGACCGUUCAGGAGUUGAGCACAAUCCUGCGGAACAACUUGAGCCCUAUCGUAUUCGUCAUCUGCAACGAGGGAUACACCAUCGAGCGAUACAUCCACGGAUGGGAUGCCAAAUACAACGACAUCCAACCCUGGGACUUCGCCAACAUCCCCAAGGUCUUCGGUGCCAAGGAAAACUACCAGGGCUACCGUAUCAAGACCCGCGACGAGCUCAACAAGCUAUUCGCCGACCAAGAAUUCAACUCUUCCGACAAGCUUCGGUUGGUCGAGCUGUACAUGCCCCGCGACGACGCCCCCGCGGCUUUGAAGCUGACCGCCGAGGCCGCUGCCCAGCGUAAUGGUUAA
Molecule: messenger RNA, 1713 nt
Organism: Penicillium antarcticum
Lineage: Eukaryota; Fungi; Ascomycota; Eurotiomycetes; Eurotiales; Aspergillaceae
Product: alpha-keto acid decarboxylase family protein
Exons: 4
Coding region: 1-1713 (570 amino acids)
Molecular function (GO): thiamine pyrophosphate binding; magnesium ion binding; carboxy-lyase activity
Source: RefSeq, a predicted model, not a curated record